Trichogramma pretiosum is the source of this 1956-nucleotide messenger RNA. Its product is annotated as low specificity L-threonine aldolase-like. Gene Ontology annotation, biological process: L-threonine catabolic process; glycine biosynthetic process. The coding region runs from base 408 to 1556 and encodes 382 amino acids. The record is from RefSeq and is a predicted model, not a curated record. Lineage: Eukaryota; Metazoa; Arthropoda; Insecta; Hymenoptera; Trichogrammatidae. The transcript has 4 exons. Gene Ontology annotation, molecular function: L-allo-threonine aldolase activity. Gene Ontology annotation, cellular component: cytosol.
CGCGUUGCGCAAUUAUGCAUAUAAAAUGUUAAUAAAAUACUCAUAUAAAACGCGCUAUGAUAACUCGUUUGCUCGCUCGAUGCGUCCGCGCGUCGAGGAGUAGAUAGGCCGGAUUUUUUUCGUUUUUACAAAAUAGAGAGAUAGAGGCACUCGAUUCGAGUCGAGCGCCCCAGAGAACGGCGCAAUUAUAACCCGAGCUUGCGUGCGUCUGCGUGUAUCUAUCUAUCGUAAUUUCUUCUAUUUAUCUUAAUGAUCUUAUAAAAUCGGACACUUCCGCCCACGCGGCUGUGCGCACGACAGUAAUACAGGAUUGACCGAUUGGUGUAGAGGCUCGGUGAAAUUUCUCAUAUUAAUACUCCGUUCUCACAGCGUUUGAGCAGUAGACGACGACACUUCCAGGCAUCAUCAUGUACGGUUCUAUGCCGAGCGAGAAGGUGUACGAGAUCGCUGGCAAAUACAAUGCCAAGGUGGUCGAUUUAAGGAGCGAUACGCUGACAAAACCGACGCCCGCGAUGCUGAGAGCCAUGAGCGAGGCCGUGGUCGGCGACGACGUGUACGGUGAAGAUCCCACGGUCAAGGAACUCGAGCGUCAGGUCGCCCUCUUGACCGGUAUGGAAGCUGGCUUGUUCGUACCGUCCGGCACCAUGGGCAAUCUCGUAGCCGUAAUGACGCACUGCGACACUCGCGGCUGCGAGAUCUACGUGGGCGAGCACUCGCACAUCGCCCAGCACGAGCAGGGCGGCGCCGCCCAAGUCGCCGGCGUCAUGGUCAACGCGAUACCUCAACUUCCGGACGGCACCUUCGACCUCGGCGAGCUCGGUUCGCGCCUCAAGAGCGACUGGCUGCACGAGCCGUUCUCGCGUCUCGUCGCCAUCGAGAACACCAUCAACGGCAAAGCUGUGCCGCGCGCCUGGAUCUCCGACGUCGUGCGCUUGGCCAGGGAGAGAAAUUUGAGGGUGCACUGCGACGGGGCGCGCAUCGUCAACGCUUCGGUCGCCACGGAUAUGAAAGUGGCCGAUAUCCUGGAGGGCUGCGACUCGGUGAGCGUGUGCCUGAGCAAGGGCCUGGGUGCCCCGGUGGGAUCGGUACUCUGCGGCAGCGCCCAAUUCAUCCAUCGAGCCCGACGCACCCGAAAGGUCCUCGGCGGUGGUUUGCGCCAGAGCGGAGUUUUGGCCGCGGCCGGUCUCGUGGCCUUGAAAGACGCCGAAGAGCGACUGUUCGUGGACCACAAGAACUGCCGGAUGGUCGCCGAGGCGUUGGCUCAUUACCAGUCCGAGGAUUUUAGCGUCGAUCUCGCCACCACCCACACCAACAUGAUGUUCGUGAAGGUACGCCAGACCGAGGCCUGGGACGCGUACAAAUUUGUGGCUAGGAUGCAGCAGGUGAGGGACGAGGAGGAUCCACGCGAUCUAACCUUAGUUAGAGGCUUGGCGCUCGCGCCCAACCUGGCGAGAUUCGUGUUUCAUCGCGAUAUCGAUGAAGACAUGGCUAAGGCGGUGAAAGACAAGAUUGAUUGCAUUCUUCGAGAUGUCACGGUCCGCGUAACAAUAAACUAAAAAUUAGAUAACUUCAGGCAGGUUCUGAUAGCAUUGCUCUUAAAAUCACGUCGUGAGAGAUAAAAAGAUUAUUUGUCGACAUCACAGCGAGUCGUAUAAAUAAAUGAAUUGUAUGUUAAAAUUUAAUAUUUAAGAUUAAGCAUAAAUCCGUGAGUUUCGGAAGAUGAUUCGAAUGUAAUAAAUUACCCCUUAAUGUACCCAAUAAUUAGAGUGUUCAUGCAUUUCAUUUAUCAAUCCUACUAUUCACUCCAGCCAGAAUAAGAUCUGUAAUUUAUAUAUUUAUGUAACCAACCACCUGUUACAGAGAGGCCGCGAUUGAGAAUAACGUAGGAUAAACGAAAAUUUAUACUUUAAUUUAAUUUAGACUACCAUCCUCACUUAAAAUAAUGAUGGACCUGAA